Molecule: messenger RNA, 1596 nt
Organism: Miscanthus lutarioriparius
Lineage: Eukaryota; Viridiplantae; Streptophyta; Magnoliopsida; Poales; Poaceae
Source: the annotation of a GenBank genome assembly
AUGGCCCUCUGGUGGGCGUGCCGCGUGCUGGAGUCGACCCUAAUCGUCCCGCGGAGGCUGGGUCGGGCCCUGCAGUCCCAGGGCCUCCGUGGCACCACGUACCGCUUCCCGUUCGGCGACCUCAAGGAGUUAGCGCGAUUGGCCAUGGCUGCCCGGGCCAAGCCCAUGCCGCCUCUCGCACGACAUCACGCCGCGCGUGAAUCGCCUCUACUACAACGUAAAAUUUCCGUUACCUGGCUCGGUCCGACGCCGAGGGUGAUCGUGAACGACCCCAAGCUGGUGCGGGAGAUCAUGGCCAACAAGUUUGGUCACUUCCAGAAACGCAAGCACACCGGCAUCGUCAGACGGCUCUCCAACGGGCUGGUGAACCACGAGGGUGAGAAAUGGGCCGCGCACCGCAAGAUCAUCAACCCGGCCUUUCACCUCGAGAAGCUCAAGAAAAUGUUCCCUGCGUUUGCUGCGUGCUCAAACGAGCUGAUAACCAGAUGGGUGGGCUACGUGGAGUCUGACGGAGCGAAGGAGAUAGAUGUCUGGCCGGAGUUCCAAAAUCUCACCGGCGACGUGAUCUCGCGCACGGCCUUCGGCAGCAGUUUCGGCGAGGGGAGGAGGAUUUUCGAAAUACAGUGCGAGCAAGUUCAGAAUCUAGUGAAGCUGAUGAACAGCCUGUACCUCCCUGGUUUCAGAUUCCUGCCAACACAGCUAAACAGAAGGAUAAAGGCAAAUGCGCGAGAGCUCCAGGCGCUUCUGAGAGGCAUCGUCAGCAAGCGGGAGAGGGCCAUGAAAGAAGGCCGUGCCAACAACGACGACCUGCUCGGCCUGAUGAUGGAAUCCAACAUUGCCGAGACCAAACAGGCCGGGAACUCCAAGCCAAUCAUGACCAUGGACGACAUCAUCGGGGAGCUGAAGCUGUUCUACUUCGCCGGGAUGGACACCACCGCUGUGCUGCUCACGUGGACGAUGGUCCUCCUGAGUGUGCACCCGGAGUGGCAGCACCGAGCGAGGGAGGAAGUUCAAAGUGUCUUGGGAGACAACCAGCCGGACUUGGACGGCAUACAGCAGCUGAAAAUCGUCAGUACUCGCUCGCCGGCCUGUGCUCUGCUCUGCUCCCACGACUUCUCACGGAAAUGGAAGUCUGACACGGUCGUUUCUGUCCUUGUUUGGUCCUUGCAGGUGACCAUGAUACUGUACGAGGUUCUCAGGCUGUACCCGCCAGUGGUGCAACUGGAUCGGCAGACGUACAAGGAGGUGGAGCUGGGCGGCGUCACGUACCCGCCUGGGGUGCUACUCUCGCUACCGAUCGUCUUCAUUCACCACGACAAGGAUGUGUGGGGAGAGGACGCCGACGAGUUCAGACCGGAGAGGUUCAAGGACGGCAUCUCCAGGGCGUCCAAGGACUCGCCGGCAUUCUUCCCGUUCGGCUGGGGUCCAAGGAUCUGCGUGGGCCAGAGCUUCGCGCUGGUCGAGGCCAAGAUGGCGCUCAGCAGCAUCCUGCAGCACUUCUCCUUCGGUCUCUCGCAGUCCUACACUCACGCACCGUUCCCGGUGUCCACUUUGCAGCCGGAACACGGGGCGCAUAUCAUGCUCAAGAAACUCUAG